CCAAUCAUGCAAAUGUCCGACUAUCGACCCACAUUAAAUCAAUGGCAUCAAUCAUUAGUGUCAUUUAUUUGUGCAAGAUUAAUACCAGGAUUAAUAUCAACAAAAGUAAUUUAUAAAAUGCAACAAAACAAGUCUUUAAAGUACGGAUUAAACUUGAGUGCCAAUAAAAAACCAACCAUAACUGGAAUAAAACGACCUUCAGUUUUUGAUGCAGAAGACGAUGACGAUGACAAUAAAGUGCAAAAAGAAGUCCAGAGAGCAAAUCGAAAGAUAGGACAGAGUUCAACGGUUAGUAAAUACGCUCAGGAGCAAUAUGAACAAGCUCUUUCAGAAGAUCCAACAGCGUUUGCAUAUGAUGAGGUCUACGAUAACAUGAAAAGUGCGGAACGGAGAAAAAUCGAAAUGCUUAAAGGACCGGAACAAGAGGCUAAAAAGGCAAAAUAUGUUGAUAAAUUUUUAAAAGCUGCGGAAAUUCGGAAACGUGAUUUGGCUCUUGCACAAGAGCGUAAAAUACAAAAAGAACGAGAAGCUGAAGGCAAUGAGUUCGAAGACAAGGAAACAUUUGUUACUUCAGCUUAUAAAGCACAAGCUGAAGAGUUAAAGAAAUUGGAAGAGGAAGAUAAAAAGAAAGAGUCAGAGCAGAAAAAAGGAAAACACAUGACAAGUUUUUAUCGACAAUUACUCGAUCAGACCGAUUCUGCAAAAGCUGAAGCAAUUAAGGCUAGUCGAGCGUCACUUGCAACAAAACAGCGCAUAGAAGAAAACACAGACUCUCUCUCUCUCAAAACAGAUAAAGAAUUAGCAGAAUUAGCGCUAGCCGCCGGGAAAGAGGUGAUGCUGAAUGCAGACGAGAAAAUUGUGGACAAACGACAACUAUUGUCCGCGGGAUUAAAUAUCCCGCAGAAAAAGAAGAUUUCAGAAUCUCAAGCUGAUCACGGAGCAGAUAAUAUUGAUAGAUAUAGUCGUGGUCGCGGUGGAUCAUCUUAUAAUACUUAUAAUAGGGAAGAGAUGAGGCAUCGAGAGAGACAGAGUCGUGAAUUAGAGAAACAAAUACUGGAGACAAAAAGAAAGGCUGAAGAGGAACAGAAAGCAAAGGAAGAACAAUUGGUCCAAAAAUUAUCACAAAAGAAAGACGAAAAGGCAAUAGCUGACGCACGUGAAAGAUAUAUAGCAAGGAAAAGGCAGCGAAAGGGAUAA
Molecule: messenger RNA, 1197 nt
Organism: Ambispora gerdemannii
Lineage: Eukaryota; Fungi; Glomeromycota; Glomeromycetes; Archaeosporales; Ambisporaceae
Source: the annotation of a GenBank genome assembly